Messenger RNA from Zea mays, 2708 nucleotides. RefSeq names its product PLAC8 family protein. Gene Ontology annotation, molecular function: cyclase activity. The record is from RefSeq and is marked validated. Bases 831 to 2453 code for a protein of 540 amino acids. Gene Ontology annotation, biological process: sesquiterpene biosynthetic process. The transcript is spliced from 3 exons. Lineage: Eukaryota; Viridiplantae; Streptophyta; Magnoliopsida; Poales; Poaceae.
UCGCUCCUCCCCCAACGCGACUAUGCUCGUUGAGGACGGAGACCGGUAAUAUUCGCCGCGGAGUGUUCGAGAAUCGGAGGCUUGGACUUCGAGUGCCUCCUCGGUGGCCUCGCGUAAAGCACGGCGGCGCGAAGACGGCUGCGGAAUUCAGGUGCUUUCCCUGCUUUCAACGCCGGCUGGUUUCGUCUGACCCGGGAACAUUGCUUGGUAAGCGCACCCAGCUCCAACACACCUCGCCGCCCAAGAUUGACCUGCUUGCCACCACAUCUAGCGCGCUUACCUUGGCCACACGCCCAAUGGAACGAACCAUUUCAUCGCGUUGGCGUUGCUUUGGAGUGACGUCAGGUGUGUGAAGCUGCCCAACUGCUUUCUUCGCGAGGUACUUGCACGGGACAAUUGACAAAGCCUGUAUGGUCCAAGGAACUGAAGUUGCAGACUUCCUCCGAAGGAAUAGUUUUUCUUCCUUUCACCGGACUACAAUUCGGUGCCAUUCGUCAGGAAUUGAGGGUCAACUGACUACUCUGCUCGCUUCUUUCCCCAAGCUCAGGGUUCCUCCACAACUGUCCAGUGUUCAUCGCAAGCUCCUUGCAGGUUUACGAUGGAUCUAGGAAACUCCUUGCAGGUUCACGGUGGAUCUAGGUGAAGGUGCCGUUAGUCGAGUGUGUGGCUCUACGGAUCCUGAUCAGUCUAGCGCAGCUUUCCCUCUGACCAUUUCGAGGGGACUCCUUUCUCUGGUUUAGCUCCAUUCAAUAGAGAUGCUGUAAUUUCUAUAAUAAAGUGGUCCGAGUGAAUCAUCCUGUGCCCUUGCACAAGCCUCAGUCACUCCAUAAAUGGCUCGGACCACUGAAGAUGAUAUAGAAGAUGUGCCGUGCUCAGAUCCAGGUUCACCGUUUCUGGCUGAAUAUCAUAUCGCAGUUCCUGCUCUUCAUGAUGGACCAACGCAAGGUGCAGCUCGUCAUGAGCGACGGCUUCUUGAUUUCCUGGAAGCCACUCCCUCGGUGCAGUGGCUAAAGAAGAUCAACCUUUGCUCCCCGUUGAUAAAACUCCGGCUUCCAUCCACUGGCGCCCAUGGCAGCCUUCAUGCUCAGUUCAUCAGAACGAUCCACUGGAGUUCAGUUUUCACUGUAUGCAAGAAAUGGCUCAAGCAUCCUAUGAACAUAGCUCUCCUAAUAUGGCUGCUCUGUGUUGGUGCCUCUGGUGGCAUGCUAGUCUUACUAAUGUUGGGACUGCUGAACGACGCAUUCCCUUCCAAGCCCUUAAGGAACCAGUGGAUAGAGAUCGACAAUCAAAUACUUAACGCCCUCUUCACCCUCAUGAGCUUAUACGAGCACCCAAAUUUCAUCCACCACACUGUUCUCCUCUGCCGGUGGCUGCCAGAGGACGCUGCUAAGCUCAGGAAAGUUUACUGCAAGAAUGAGAUGCCCCGUCGAAAUGAGCGAGCACACAUAUCCUUUGUGGUUGCCCUCCUCCACAUCACUUGCUUAUGCCAGUAUGCUGAUUGUGGGCUGUACUGGGGCUACCCCAGCACAUCACGCUCUGAUUUUGCCGACAACUUCUUCUUCAUCCUAGGCAUAGCUGCACCAGUCUUUGCUGGGCUAUACGCAGUGUACAGUCCUCUUGGCAGAGGCAACGAUGCUCUGUCUGAUGAAGAAACCAAUGAAUCAGGCACGGUUCGGGUCGUCGAGUCGCCUGAAACAGGAACUGUGGUGAGCAAUCCCGCAUGGGCUGGCGGGCUGUUUGACUGCAGCGAGGACCCCACUGCAUGCUACCUCUCUUUCCUCUGCACGUUCUGCGUGUUUGGGUGGAACAUGGAGCGGCUUGGAUUCGGCAACAUGUAUGUGCACACGGUCAUCUUCCUGCUUCUGUGUGUUGCGCCGUUCUGGGUGUUCAAUGUCACGGCAAUGAACAUCCACAACUACGUCCUCGGUGAUUUCAUCGGCGCUGCAGGGAUCGUGCUGUGUUUCUUUGGUCUGCUGUACGGUGGUUUCUGGAGGAUCCAGAUGAGGAAGACAUUUGGGCUGCCCAGAAGCAGGUGGUGCUUCGGAUCGGCGUCACUAACAGACUACACGCAGUGGCUAUUCUGCUGGCCUUGCGUGCUUGCACAGGAGGUGCGCACGGGGAAUCUAUACGACGCGAAGAACGGCAGCUUCUAUGAGAAAGUUAUGGACGGCGAUGGUGUGGAGACUGAUGCGGGAUCAGUGGAUACGGCCGAAUUGCCGGUCUCUUGUGGAGUAGAAGAGGCGAACGGUAUCGAUGUCAAACUCACGGUGGAUGGUGAAAUGAUCCCACCCACCCAACCAGUAAUAGAAUGUGGGGAGAGGGAAGGGAUCGAUUCAGAAGUCGUGGCAAAUGAAGGACCCGCAACUGAAGGAUGGUUUGAGUUAUGGUAUUUAGCUGUUCAGUUGCUUAGUGAUUUAGCUUGUUUUAUAUUAAAAGGACGAUGGAACGAAUAGGCGAUAAUGCCAGAGAUAUCUAAACUGAUGUUUUAGAGGUGCAGGCUAACAGGAAAAAAAUUUCAUACACUUUAUUACACCGAUUGAUUUCAACAGCAGGCUUGAGCCUCUUAUAGAGCAAUUGUGCAAGUCGGCUAAUGUAAUCAGUAACUUUAUAUUAUUGGUUGGUGACAGUUGAAAAGGAUAUUCUUAUCUUCUCUAGUCCUGUAGUGGCCUUUGGCUGUUUUCCAGUGCUCCUUUUAGAGUGUGAAGUGC